AUGCCAGACGCUGAUGACAACCGUAAUUACCAUCACAAACCACGCCGUUCGCAACGGCCAAGGAUUCAUUUCCUACUCCGAUGGCACCUCGUACACUCGGAAACUCAACCGCUUACCGAUUGGACCACCGUCGAACCCGCCAUCGAUGACAACUUGAAGGCCUCGGCUUCAGAAACCAGCUUCCACCUCUCCGUCGUAGCAGAGCACCAAGCCGAGAACGAGCCCAAGCAUUGGUGCCUCUUCUCCCACAUUCCCAGCGAAAUGGGCACUGGGCCGGGCCAACUCUGGCAAGUCACAGGUGACGCUGAGCUGAUGCACUUCGAGCACGCCACGGGUGUUGACAAGCUCAGCUCGCCGGACUUUGCAUGGCAUCAGGUUCUCAACAAUGACCUGAGCGCGGCGCAGCUGGCGAGGUUUGAUGCGAUUGCGAGGGAGGAGAAGCCGCCGAGUGCUCCGAACCGGGCUGCGGUUGAGCUGCGGAAGUUGGUGGAGUUAAUACGGUAG
Thermothelomyces thermophilus ATCC 42464 is the source of this 504-nucleotide messenger RNA. RefSeq lists its product as uncharacterized. The record is from RefSeq and is a predicted model, not a curated record. NCBI's taxonomy places the organism in Eukaryota, Fungi, Ascomycota, Sordariomycetes, Sordariales, Chaetomiaceae. The transcript is spliced from 2 exons. The coding region runs from base 1 to 504 and encodes 167 amino acids.